CUGAGUUUGGGUGGCGUUCGCCCCGGCCACGCCGAGUUCGGGGGUGGGGCUUAGGAGCCCCCGCCCCUGCCUGCGGCCCCGCCCGCCCCCGGCCCCUUCCUCCGGCCCGGACGGCCGCGCGGUGAUGGUCCGGGCCGGGGCAGCCGCGCCAUGUCCGCCUGCUGGUUCCGGCGCCGCUUCCUGCCGGGGGGUCCGGUGCCCGCGCCGCGCCCGCCGAGGCCGCGCGCCAGCCCGGUGCCCUAUCGGCGGCCCCGCUUCCUGCGCGGCGCCGACGCCGCCCUCGGCCCGGGCGCCCGGCCGGUGCACAGCCCGGCGCGGGGCCGCGCGCUGCCCUGGAACGCAGGCUACGCCGAAGAAAUCCGAGUUCAAUGAAGAUCAGGCUUCCUGUGGGAAGCUGUGCAUACGAAGAUGUGAAUUUGGGACUGAUGAGGACCAGGAGUGGCAGACCUUGUGCCCAGAGGAGUUCCUGAACGGCUGUUACUGGGCCCUGUUUGAUGGGCAUGGUGGUCCGGCUGCAGCCAUCCUGGCUGCCAACACGCUGCAUUCCUGCCUGCGCCGGCAGCUGGAGGCCAUAGUAGACGGUCUGGUGGCCACUCAACCCCCCAUGCACCUCAGUGGCCGCUGUGUCUGCCCGAGUGAUCCCCAGUUUGUGGAGGAAAAGGGCAUUAGGGCAGAAGACUUGGUGAUCGGGGCUCUGGAGAGCGCCUUCCAGGAAUGCGAUGAGGUGAUCGGGCGGGAGCUGGAAGCAUCAGGCCAGGUGGGCGGCUGCACAGCCCUGGUGGCUGUGUUCCUGCAGGGAAAGCUCUACGUGGCCAAUGCCGGGGAUAGCAGGGCCAUCCUGGUGCGGAGAGAGGAGGUACGGCCUCUGAGCUCAGAGUUCACCCCUGAAACUGAGCGACAGCGUAUCCAGCACCUGGCCUUUGUCUACCCCGAGCUUUUGGCUGGCGAGUUCACUCGACUGGAGUUCCCUCGGAGGCUGAAGGCAGAUGAUUUGGGGCAGAAGGUUUUGUUCCGGGACUACUACAUGAGUGGCUGGAGCUACAAGUGUGUGGAGAAGUCGGAUCUCAAGUACCCACUAAUUCAAGGACAGGGGAGGCAGUCUCGGUUACUGGGAACACUGGCAGUCUCCCGGGGCCUGGGAGACCAUCAACUCAGAGUCCUGGACACAAACAUCCGGCUGAAGCCCUUCUUGCUGUCUGUCCCACAGGUGACUGUGCUGGAUGUGGACCAGCUGGAGCUGCAGGAGGACGACGUGGUCAUCAUGGCAACUGAUGGACUCUGGGAUGUCCUGUCCAAUGAGCAGGUGGCACAGUUGGUACGGAACUUUCUCCCUGGCAACCAAGAGGACCCGCACAGGUUCUCAGAGUUGGCCCAAAUGCUGAUAUACAAGACACAGGGGAAGGAUGACGGUCUCACAGGGGAAGGCCAGGUGUCCUACGACGAUGUCUCUGUGUUCGUGAUUCCCUUGCACAGCCAGGGCCAUGGGAGCCUUGGCCACUGAAGAUCUGGACAACGCUUCCCAGCAGCACUCCAGGGCCAGCUGCACAGUGGACAUCCCUCUACCCUGACCAACAGGAAACCCCCCCACACGCACACACACACACAGACACAUAAGCAGAGCCUGCUGGUCCUGCUCCCAGACAGCAUAGGGUUCUCAUGUUACCACCCCCAUACCCCCGUUCCAAGAGAAUUGAUGAGCAGGAACUAUGGAGAGACCAGCCCAGCUCCCAGCUUGGACAGAGUGAUGUCCAUAGCAUUCAUUUUUAUUUAUUUUUUUUUUUGCUUUUCGGGUCACACCCAGCAAUGCACAAGGGUUACUCCUGGCUCUACAUUCAGGAAUUACUCCAGGCGGUGCUCAGGGGACCAUAUUGGAUGCUGGGAAUGGAACCUGGGUUGGCCUCGUGCAAGGCAAACGCCCUACCUUUGGUGCUAUCACUCCAGCCCCCUCAUUUUGAUUUUAAGGCCCUCAGAAUCCUUAACAACCCACUCAAAUGGGAACCCUCCCAGUCUAAGAGUACUGACCAAGGAGGGGCAGAGGUGUUUGGAGGUCUCCAGUCAAUGGAUUAUCAGGGUUUUUCCUCCCCGGCCCUCAGAACCGGGCGAGGUGCCUUGGGAAGCUGUUGGAGCCUCCCACGGGCCGAGAGGCCACCUUCAUCAGCGAGGACCACCUCAUCUCCUGCUCUUCCCCACUCUGCAGGAGAGGCACUGUGGGGGCUCAAGUUGGGGGAGAACAAAGAGGGGCAAGAGGAGGUGGCAGAAUGGGGAUUCCCUUAUAACUGCUUCCUGGUCCCGCCCUGCUCUAGGGUGAUACACAAACUGUGCCUUUGUUUUGCUUCCUCAUCACUUCCCUAUUAUUAAAUCUGUGUGUAGAAGA
Messenger RNA from Sorex araneus (European shrew), 2374 nucleotides. It is a transcript of the gene PPM1M, whose product is annotated as protein phosphatase, Mg2+/Mn2+ dependent 1M. The record is from RefSeq and is a predicted model, not a curated record. The transcript is spliced from 10 exons. NCBI's taxonomy places the organism in Eukaryota, Metazoa, Chordata, Mammalia, Eulipotyphla, Soricidae. Gene Ontology annotation, molecular function: protein serine/threonine phosphatase activity. Gene Ontology annotation, biological process: protein dephosphorylation. The coding region runs from base 125 to 1501 and encodes 458 amino acids.